Messenger RNA from Plasmodium fragile, 2166 nucleotides. RefSeq lists its product as uncharacterized. Gene Ontology annotation, molecular function: RNA polymerase II cis-regulatory region sequence-specific DNA binding; bent DNA binding; core promoter sequence-specific DNA binding. The coding region runs from base 1 to 2166 and encodes 721 amino acids. The record is from RefSeq and is a predicted model, not a curated record. Gene Ontology annotation, cellular component: snRNA-activating protein complex; ribosome. Gene Ontology annotation, biological process: snRNA transcription by RNA polymerase II; translation; snRNA transcription by RNA polymerase III. The transcript is spliced from 4 exons. NCBI's taxonomy places the organism in Eukaryota, Apicomplexa, Aconoidasida, Haemosporida, Plasmodiidae.
AUGGAUGAAGGAAACGACCGGUCAUUCAGUUUACCCAUUCCGCAUUUUCCUAUCAAGCUUCUAUUCGAGACAGAUGAGUACGACUUUUACAAAAUUAAGCAGAGGGAGAGGGAGGAAGAAGAAGAAAGUCGUUCGAAGGGGAAGGGGGUGGGGGAUCAGUUGAGGGAACGUGCGACGAGCUUGCUAGGAAGCGAGCACGGGAGCGAAACGGAAAGUGAUAAUGAAAAGCUCUUUAUGAGCUACCUCAAAAGUAUUGCACAAAGGGACACGUCUAAUACCCGCAACAGGGGUGAUGCAAAAAGUGGUGCCGCAAACACGUAUAGCAAUAGCUGGCAAAGUAGUGUACAGAAGGGGGGGGGAAUAAAAUGUACAAAGCAAUCCUCCGGAGGGGACACAGGGAAACAAUCCUGUUCCCACCUGGCCUCACCAAAUAGCAAACCCCAUGACGAUAAUGACAUCACGACAGGAAGGCAGCCGUGCCACAUGUUUGAAAAGCACCCACACUUACCAAUAAGUAAGGAGCUGAGACGGGAGUGGAUUUACCACACCCCCGCUGGGGCGUUCAUUCCUGUGCAAGUUCGUCUGCAUGAUUUUAAAGAAGAAUGCGACAAGGUGAAGAAGCGGUUACGGGGCAGAGUAACUAAUAUAGCCAAUCAGGACGACCCCAUUUUGAAACAAAACAAAGCCGCAUUAUAUGAACCCCUCAUAGAAGCAUUACAAUCCGGAGUUCGAAGUCCCAACGUAGGUGAAAUUGUCAACCACAUCGUGAACCACAAUUGUAAGAACUGGCAACAAAAGGUAGAUUUAGAAGCACUAAGAAAAGAAGCAGAUAAUUCAAAAAAGGAGAGAGUACUGAAUAGGACAAAAUGUUUUGUGGAGUGGUUACCACGAAUGGAAAAAAAUUCUUUUAGCAAAUAUGAAAUAAUAGCUAAAUUAAAAAGGAAAACAUUGUGCAGGACAUUUAAGCUUGUUUGUGAUUUUAACAAUACAUUGUUGAAAGGAGUGUACAUAAAUCAAAAUUUAAUUAACACUCUUUAUGCAGAACAGGCAAAGCGCCAUCUGGUUAGAUCUCCUUCUAUACAAAAUUUAACUUCAAAAGAAACGUUCAUCAUUUCAGUCUCCUUUUACCACCCAAUAAGGGGUAUUAAAAUAGCUGAGUAUGAACUGUUGUCAUGGCAAACCUUGGCAGACCUGACAGAUGUUUUUUUUUGUUUUGAUUCUUCAAAUUAUGGCCUACCCCAAUUUAAUGGAUCCGUGUACUACAUAGAUGGAGUGCUCUACCCUGACUUGAGGUCGCCAAACGCGACAGACUACUCAGCAUGCAUAUUUGAAUUUUACAAAAAAAAAAAAGAAAAUAAUUUUAUUCGACCCCCAUAUAAGAUAUUACAACAUAAGGCUGUCCUGGCUGAAAUGGAAAUACCUCUCUACCAAAAGUGCUGCUUCCUACAUCAAGGCAAUUGUGAGCACAGAAUUAUUUUUAAUAACAUUAGACAAUAUAAUAGCUUGCGCGAUAAGGAGUUUUCCAAGUACCCCUUCAGGACCUUCAAACCGAACAUUGCAAAAAAGUUUUGCUUGUGCUGCCAUAAAAAUAUUGCACAGAAGAUCGUCCUGGACUGUUAUCUCUUUAAGGAAAACCCAUCCUACAUUUGCAACUGUUGCUUUGACUUGUUUCUGCUGGAUGGGGACGGUAAUCCCGUCGACGCGAUUAUGAAGCAUUUCGAGUACAUAGACGAGGUACUGAAGCCAGGUAAAGUUGUUAUCAUGUUAAAUGGACGUAGAGCUGGAAAAAAGGCAAUAAUUAUAAACACGUAUGAAAGCCAAACCAGGGAGAGACCCUACAACUAUUGCCUCGUUGCGGGUAUAGAAAAGCACCCACUGAAGGUUACCAAAAAAAUGUCCAAGAGGAAAAUUAUGAAGAGAUCAAAGGUUAAGGCAUUUGUAAAGUACAUUAACGUGAAUCACAUUCUUCCAACCAGAUACCAAGUGGCCAACGACUUUGAUAUAAAAAGUUUAGCAUCGGAGGAACUUUUAAGAUCCAAGAAUAAAAAGAAGGAAGUUAAAAAGUUGGGAAAAAUUUUCAGAGAUAAAUUCUUAGACCCAAUUAACAAAAAGACGGGUGAAGUUUCCAAGGACAUUUCAUUUUUGCACAAGAAAUUAUACUUUUAA